Messenger RNA from Eriocheir sinensis (Chinese mitten crab), 3369 nucleotides. Its product is annotated as zinc finger protein 431-like. Bases 524 to 1438 code for a protein of 304 amino acids. Lineage: Eukaryota; Metazoa; Arthropoda; Malacostraca; Decapoda; Varunidae. Gene Ontology annotation, biological process: regulation of DNA-templated transcription. The transcript is spliced from 2 exons. The record is from RefSeq and is a predicted model, not a curated record. Gene Ontology annotation, molecular function: RNA polymerase II cis-regulatory region sequence-specific DNA binding; DNA-binding transcription factor activity, RNA polymerase II-specific.
UUUUCCUUUUUAUGUUAUUGUUCUCUGGUGCUCCAUCUCUCUUCCUCUUUCUUUUUCUCUAUCUGUUCCUCCUUAUUUUAGACACGUGGGAAAGGAGGAUCAGCAGCCAGUUCUAUCCACCCACUCUGAGGAGGAGGACCGCCGCCCCCCACGCCUAGACCCUGCAGACUGCCUCUUGAGGACUCCUUGGUGCAUCCCGCGCCUGGCCUGCUGGCUUGGUCCCUGAGUGUGGUGUCGGGGAACCUUGCCGCCCGCUGCAGCUUCCCUGAGGUUCCUGCAAGGCCUGCCGCCUCCUCACAGCAGGAGCAGUGUUGCAGUGGAGGCUGCAGGGCCGGGCAGCAGCCUGAGUGGCCGGGACCAGCAGGAGCAGACUGCCCCUGGUGUGAGGAUCAGGGGUGAACCACCACCACCUUGCUGCUGGCAUCUCCAGCCAUAAAGGAAAGGGAACGUUUGAGUGUGAGAAGAUUGGAGACUGAGAGCAAGUUCACCAGACACAGCCUUGCACUCACUGCUGAAGGAAACCAUGAGUGCCCAGAGUGUGGCCAAAGACUCCCUGGGAAGGGUGGCCUCUACAAUUACACCCACACACUCUGAUGGAAAAACUCAUGAAUGCCAAGAGUGUGGCAAAAAGUUCAGAACUAAAAGUCACCUCAACACACACACCCUUGCACACACUGGGGAAAGACCUCAUGAAUGCCGAGAGUGUGGCAGAAACUUCAGAAUAAAAAGUCACCUCAACAGACACACCCUUACACACACUGGCAAAAGGCCUCAUGAAUGCCAAGAGUGUGGCAAGAAGUUCCGUCAGAAGAGUACCCUCAACACACACACCCUUACACACACUGGGGAAAGACCUCAUGAGUGCCUUGAGUGUGGCAAAAAGUUCAGUACGAAGAGUGACCUUAAAGAUCACACCUUUACGCACACGGGUGAAAGACCUCAUGAAUGUGAAGUUUGUGGGAAACAGUUCACUCUAAAGAACACCCUCAACCAACACACCCUUACACACACUGGUGAAAGGCCUCAUGAGUGUGAAAUAUGUGGGAAACAGUUCUCUCAGAAAAGUACCCUCAACACACACACCCUUACACACACGGGUGAAAGACCUCAUGAAUGUGGAGUUUGCGGGAGACAAUUCACCAAGAAGUCCACCCUCAACACACACAUCCUUACACACACUGGUGAAAAGCCUCAUAAGUGUAAAGUAUGUAGGAAACAGUUCACUCAGAAGAGCACUCUCAACACACACACCCUUACACACGCUGCUGAAAAGCCUCUUGGGUGCCCAGAGUGUGGCAAGAGAUUUUCUGCGACGGGUAGUUUGAACAGACACAUCUUCCGACACUCUGGCCUGAGGGAGUUCAAGUGUGAUGUCUGUGGGAAACAUUUCAUAACAAAGAGUGAAAUUUACAGGCACAUGAAGGUCCAUUUCCCCUGAGGUGUUGUGUGGUGCUGGGGUGUGUGGUGGGGGUGAUGGUGUCAGUAACAGAGGUGGAAGGAGUGGUUGGCAGUGUCUUAUGGCCAGUGUAACAGCCCAGUACACCAAGUUCGUAAGCUCCCCAACCAAACACAAAAUACUACGAAAAUUCCUCGUAUUGUGUUUGCGAGUGAUAUAAAUAGGAUUAAAUUUUAGCAGACCACAUGGAAAGUCUCGUUAGUAUCUGGUAUUGCGAAGAAAAAAAGGGAUCAUUGUGAAUUUUAUAGUUUGGUUUGAACGCUUACAAUGGCUAUGUUGGACUGUCAAACUGGCCUUACUUAGGGAACAAUUACUGAUAAAUGAUUAUUGGAACUGAUUUGGUCUGUAGCUCACACUUUAAUGGCCAGCGUUGCCAAAUUAUCGAACACACCGUAUUUAAUUUUCGUAGUUUCUGACUGAUAUCUACAGCAAAAACAAACAAAACAAACAUAAAUAAAUAACAGUUUUAACGCUAACUUUAAUAUCCUUUCGUUAUUUGUGUAGGGACGAAAGUUGGAGGCUUAAAAAUGAUAAAUACAGUGUGGUGGAUACGAUAAUCUGGCAACGCUGAUAAUGGCGUAGGUAGGCCUGGGCUUUCAGUGCUAUAGCGCCCAAUGUUUUAUAAAUAGGCCUGGAUCCCCAAGAUUUUUUAUUUAUUUUUUUUUUCUUAUUUUUUUUUUUCAGAAUAGCCCCAGCCAGGCCAAAACAAAAUGCUGAUUCUUGUUAACCCAGUAGCAGCGAUGGGCCAAAUUUGUGGCUUUACCGUGUACCAGUGACGGGCCAAAUUUGUGGCUUUACCGUGUACCAGUGACGGGCCAAAUUUGUGGCUUCACCGUGUAGCAGCGACGGGCCAAAUUUGUGGCUUUACCAUGUACCAGCGACGGGCCAAAUUUGUGGCUUCACCGUGUAGCAGCGACGGGCCAAAUUUGUGGCUUCACCGUGUAGCAGCGACGGGCCAAAUUUGUGCCAUGAUAUAAACCCCCCAAAAAAUAGAUGAUACAUAAUCUGAUCACAAAUGCUUGGAUAUAUAUUAUGAAAUGGUUUGUGUGAGGGGUGAUUUUGUCUCAUUUUUCUCGCUUGGAGGGACCAUUAAGAAUCAUGAUCCACGCUGAUACCACUGGGUUAAGGUGUUCGUAAUAAAAAUUAUAUAUCAUAGAUUUCAUACAGAGAUCACAUGGUUUGUUCCCGUCCAGUACAUGUUCCUAUCACGUAUUCACGGCCACACAACGGUAAGAUAUCGUUAUUUUAGAGUUAUGUGAUAUUUAUUUUAUAAGACUUCAAAUUUUAUAAUAUUCAACACAGGAGAAUAUUUUUGGACAUUUUAGGUUUUUAGCAAAGGGAUCACUCGCUGUAAGUUUGUUUACGUUGAGAAAAUGUUUGCUGUUUGAAAUGAAAAGAUUAGUCCUUUCCAAUAAAAUAAAUAAAUAAAUAAAUCUGCAUUUCUCAGUACUUGAAAAAUAGUCUCUCUCUCUCUCUCUCUCUCUCUCUCACACACACACACACACACACACACACACUGGAGGUUAAAACAAGCUUGGUAAUAGAGAUAUUCAAGGGUCACUUAACUAAAUAUUCAACAGUAAAUUGAGUUAUAUUCUAAGUCUAUAAUAUACUUACCCAUGUAUCAUCAGAGACCACUGUCACACUUCUCUGUAUGAUCUCUGAAGUAUAUAUUAAUUCUCUCUCUCUCUCUCUCUCUCUCUCAUCAAUCAAUACAGUUAAUACAUCAGUAAUAUAGGUAUUUAUUAAAACCCAAAAAACUCAACUCUUUUAAAUUUCAAACUGUGUUGUUUCCCACCCUGUCUCCAGUACAAGCUGCGUCUACAUCCACCAGACCACAUGUGUUCCCCUCGGAAACUACUUGAUAUCUCUUGAAAUAAAAUACUGAUGAAACUAUAAAAAUACCCAUCAAA